AUGCACAGAUCAGGGCCAUUUGAAAGACCAGAACUGGAAGAUAUGCUCGAUCAUUUACAACUUAGUGGUAGUGAUCGUAAUGUCUACUCCUAUGAAAGUCAAAACAAAGUUAAUUCCUUUGUUAGCGAAGAUCAUGGAUGUCCAAAUGUUUCUGAAAAUUAUAACAAACUAUGUAAUAAUUUGAAUCAAUCUAUUCAAACUGUUGCGAUGUCCGAUGACGAUACUGAUAGUUGUGAUGACGAGAAAUUUGAAUCUUUUGUGAAUAGUAGAAUAAAUGUAGUAUCAAAAUCAAUUGACAAUCAGAUACCUCAAGAGAUUAACAAAACUCUUUCAGAAAAACCUUUUCUAUCUAAAAAAAUCAAUAAUUUUCUCCAAAAUAAUUCAUAUUCUCAGUUGUGUAGAACAUCGAAAAAAAAUAUAUUGCUACCCAAUAAGUCUAUUCCUUUCAAGCAGCAUACAGAAAUACGGAAUCAAGCAAUUAAUUUUAAAACACCCCUGAAAUUGAAAACGAAAAAGAUGCCUAAUAGUAGUAUAUUAAACCUUUUGGACAAUGCUGCGUCACCAAGCACUGAUAGUCCUCCCAUAUUAAAGCUCGAAAGUUUGAACUCAAAUACUCAUUCCGUGGACUAUCGGCCUAAAAGAACUCAUUCAAUAACAGAAUCUAAUUUCGAUCAUUUUUCUUUAAGAAAAAAAGCAAAAACAUGUAUGUCCAAAAUUUCAGCUUAUGUUCCAGUGGCAAAAUUUUUAAGAAGUAGACAAUUAAAAACCAUAAGUCUUUAUGUUAGAAGUCCAGGAAAUUUAGGUAUUAUUGUGAGAAAUAAAGAGGGCGCUAGAACAAGUUUCAUUGUCUCAAGUCUUGAUAAAGAUGGCGAAGCCGCGAAAUCUAAACAGAUUCACAUUGGUGACGAAAUUGUUAAAGUUUGUAGUCGAAGAUUGCGAGGCAUGACUUUACUAGAAGCACGCAAUGCAUUAAAAGCUUGUUCUGGCCUAAUUGAUAUUCAGAUCGCCAAAGAACCUAAAUUUUUCUUUGAUGAAGAACUCAGUGAUGAAUCGAAUAACUCUUUGGUGAGAGUGAAAAGUGACUCUGAUAUUUGGAUGCGACAAGAACAAUCAUUUGAACAUAAAAUUCCGGAACUUUAUACAUCUUCUUUUAUUGAUAGUCUUCUAUCAAAACAAGAAAUGAAUACUUCAACAAAUAGUGUUAGUUCUACUAAUAUGAAUGUAGUAAAUAAUGAUGUCAAUUCGGAUGCAAGCUAUCAAAAAAUUACUGGCAUGAGAAAGUUUCAAGUAAUGAAAAAGUAUUCUUCGAGUAUGGAAUAUUUUUCUCAUCAAAUUGAUAGUUUUCCUUCUAAUUUAUUCACCAUUACUUUUGAAAAAGGAACUACAAAAAAAUUAGGCUUUACCAUCGUUGGUGGAUCAGACAGUAGCAGAGGUAAUAUGGGUAUUUUCGUAAAGGACAUUACCGAAGAUGGACAAGCUGCAAAAGAAGGAACUUUGAAAGUUGGAGAUGAAAUUUUAGCUAUUAAUAAUCAAGUUAUACAAGGCUUAACACAUGCUGAAGCAUUGAAAGCAUUUAAGUCUGUGAAAGCAGGGAGAAUGAUUUUAUGCAUUAGUCGAAAAGAUUCGAUUCAUAGAGCAUCGUAA
Molecule: messenger RNA, 1644 nt
Organism: Cotesia congregata
Lineage: Eukaryota; Metazoa; Arthropoda; Insecta; Hymenoptera; Braconidae
Source: the annotation of a GenBank genome assembly